Notolabrus celidotus (New Zealand spotty) is the source of this 1995-nucleotide messenger RNA. Its product is annotated as growth hormone-regulated TBC protein 1-A-like. The transcript has 10 exons. The record is from RefSeq and is a predicted model, not a curated record. Bases 546 to 1589 code for a protein of 347 amino acids. Lineage: Eukaryota; Metazoa; Chordata; Actinopteri; Labriformes; Labridae.
AUUUGACAUGUGGGCACAUGAACCCUUAAAAAUCUGAUUUGACAAACCUGUUUGCAAACAUUUAUCCAUGUACACAUCUUUUAUCUAUAGAUUUCAUAAGCUUCAGAACGGUCUGAUUGUUGACUGGUUAAAAGCUUCAAGUGUUCAUCAGCAGUUAGUGACCUGAGCAGAGAGAGUGAAGAGAGUUCAUCAGUUUCUUCUGGUGGAAAGGAUCCAAAAAAUAAAGUUGUGAACUGCAAAACCAAAGGAUGUUCUGCAAAGAAUAACAGGAGGACGAGGGCAGCUGCUGUCACUACUAUUACCGCCUGGACUGCUACUGAUACCAGAACUACCUCUGUUCAUUGUCAUGAACAGGAAUUUGCAAAGGGGAUAUACAAGCAAACUUUGCUAUUUCUCUUCCUCUGUUUGUUUGGUAUGCAAAUAAAGCACUCACCUGUCCGUGGAUGUUUCCUGGGUGUUACUCAAACGAGCCCCUCCUCUCAGUGAGCGCUGUAAGGUUCUUUAUAGUCUUGGUGGACUACGUGACCUGCAGCGGCUGACAGGCGAUGGAAAUAACAGGACAAGCUGCACAGCCUCUUACAUGUAGUAAUGACAGUGAAAGGGUCGACCCCUAUGGCUUUGAGAGACGGCAUGAUUUUGAGUCCUACAAAGAGAUGAUGAACGAGUAUGUAGCUGUCCUCAACAGAAGAUCAAUGAGAUGGUCAAAGCUCCUUCAAGAGAAACCUCAUGUGGAGAAGAACGUGACAGUGAAAAGGUACGUGCGGAAAGGUGUGCCAAACGAGCACCGGGCCAGGAUUUGGAUGGCAGCCAGUGGUGCACAGAAACAACUGGAGAGCAACCCGGGUUAUUACCAGUCUAUGCUGGCCAUGGAGCAUGACACUACUCUGAAGGAAACCAUCCGCACAGACAUGCAUAGGACCUUUCCUGACAAUGUCCUCUUUAAGAGCAAAGCAGAGCCGAGCCUGCAGAAAGCCCUGUUCAACGUGCUGCUGGCCUAUGGACACCAUAACAAGGCAGUGGGUUACUGUCAGGGUAUGAACUUCAUAGCUGGCUACCUCAUCAUCAUCACCAAAGAUGAAGAGAACUCAUUUUGGCUAAUGGAUGCAUUGCUGGGCAGAAUGCUCCCAGAUUACUACAGCCCUGCCAUGAUGGGCCUGAAGACUGAUCAGGAGGUUCUUGGGGAGCUGGUGAAGGCUAAAGCUCCUGCAAUAGGGCAGCUCAUGGCCCAGUUCCCUGGCAUAUGGACGCUGGUGGUGUCACGCUGGUUCAUCUGCCUUUACAUUGAUGUACUCCCAAUUGAGACAGUUCUGCGGGUCUGGGAUUGUCUUUUCUACGAAGGCUCCAAGGUUCUUUUCCGUGUUGCUCUGACUCUCAUCAUUCAUCACCAGCCGGAGAUCUUGAGAGCUCGCUCUUUGAUCGAUGUGUGUGAGUGUUUCAAACAAAUCACCGGUGGAACUUUCACUCUGGACUGUCACACCUUCAUGCAGAAAGUCUUCACUGAACCAGGAAGCCUGUCGAUGGCGACAGUCGAGAAACUGAGAGAGAAAUGCAGACAGCGAAUACUGGAGGAGGAAUCUAGACAGCCGUAGUGUUCUUGGCUCCAACAGCUUUCCUUACAGAGUGAGAGUAAGACUCUGUACUAUCAGGGAGAUUUACCUACCACCAACCAAAGUCACACCAUCGCCUUUUCUUUGCUUCUUUGUAUUUUCUAUAAUACACUCCAACUCAGCGGACAGGGACAUAUAAAGGGUGUGGUGAAGCUUCUGAGCUGAUGAACUUUUUUCUGCUGCUAAAACUGAUACUUUGUGAAAACCAUUGAAUCUGUCGUGUUUUUAUUACUUGCACUUUAGUAGUAAUAUCUGCAGAAGUGGUGUGGGAGAGGGGACAUGUGUUUUGUUGCUGGGGAGAAUAAGGGAAUUCAUGUUGUUUACACUGAGACUCUGUUGAACGGACUGUUUCUUUUGAUGAAGUAAAAAUAAAAAUGACACUUCUGGA